Oncorhynchus masou masou (cherry salmon) is the source of this 1909-nucleotide messenger RNA. RefSeq names its product transmembrane protein 19-like. Gene Ontology annotation, biological process: G protein-coupled receptor signaling pathway. The transcript is spliced from 2 exons. Gene Ontology annotation, molecular function: G protein-coupled receptor activity. Lineage: Eukaryota; Metazoa; Chordata; Actinopteri; Salmoniformes; Salmonidae. The record is from RefSeq and is a predicted model, not a curated record. Gene Ontology annotation, cellular component: membrane. Bases 375 to 1334 code for a protein of 319 amino acids.
GUGGCGAUGGUUGUUCUCCAUCCUGGUUCCUCUGACUCUCACCACACGGGCCCUGAAGAGGAGGAGUCUGGACCACAGCGGAGCCCUGGGAGUCCCUCGUGGAACCAACUGCUUAUCUAUUGGUCCUGCGGUGACUCGCCUACUCAGGAAUGGAAGGUGCUCAACCAACAAGUCUGAACGGUUUACAACGUCUGCCUGGGGGGGGAAUUACUUCCAGACUGAAGUGCAGCCCUUCAGUUUCACCAGGUCUGCACACGGAAUAAGAGCUUCUCUUAAACAGACUCACUUGGCGUUGAGGACUGCUUUUCCUUAAGGAUUCACACAGGAUCAGGGUUUGACUGUAAAAAGGGGACAGGUUUUUGCCAGUUCAUACUAUGGAAGAGGAUCUUCUGAAUGAUAACUGCACAGCAGAUAAUCUGCCCUUGUAUACAUUCUACGCCUCUGUGAUGAUUGUGGAGUUCACCCUGGCUCUGCCUCUUAACCUCUCGGUGCUUUACCUCUUCAUCUUCAAGCUGGAGUUCUGGAAACUGAACUCCAACAACCUUUUCCUGUUCAAUCUCGUGUUGGCUGACCUUCUUCUGCUCGGCUGUUUGCCAGUGAACGCCUACAAUUUCCUUGGCGGAGAGCGUCAGAGUGUGGACGGAAAGAUCUGCAAGGCCAUGCUCUUCAUGCUGUUUCUGAACCGAGGCGCCAGUAUCUGCUUCCUGGCUGUGAUUUCACUCGAUCGCUACUUCAACGUGGUUCAUCCUGGGAACAAGGACUUUGUCCUCAAAAAGUCCCCUCAUAUAUCUGUGGUCAUCUGGCUAGUACUGCUGCCUUUGACGAUCCCCACCAUGCUGAAGACCGGCUGCUGUAGCAGUCAUGGGGACAUCACUGACACUCUGAGAGAGGUUGUGUUUUUCACCCAGAUUCUCAUCCCUUUCUUUGUGUUGGUGUACUGCACGGUCCGCAUUGUCAACAGACUCAAAAAGAAGACAGUAGGUGACAGGACCAAGCUGCGUCGAGCAGUGUUUCUGGUCACCUCUGUCAUGCUGGUCUUUUCUUUCUGUUUCCUGCCUUGUACCAUCGCUAGAAUUGUUCUGUUGAUUGUCAGAGCCAUGGAUUUAGAGAAUGCUGAGAAUAUAGCUGUUCAGGUCUAUGAUGGUUUCAUAGUUUUUUCCCACAUGGACUGUCUAGUGGACCCAAUUGUGUACUGUUUAAGCAGCACGAAGUUCAAACACCUCUACCUGACAACGUAUUGCCCCUGUCUACUGAGAAACAACACAGAAACAGUUGAAAGAACAAACCCAACACGAACCAACUUAAAUCUAAAACGCAACAACAACACACUGUAGCUAGUAGGUAAUGAUACUUCUGGGUGUGGGUGUGGUCGUGGGCGUGGACAUUUUAUUUUUAUUUUAGUUUCUUGCAGUUAUACACUUUCAUGGGGCUGAGAAAAAAAAUUGUAUUUAAAAAAAAAAAGAUAAUUUCCUGCAAUUCUACACAUUUUGCCAUGGCUUAUGUCAUAUAACUAAAACUUUGUUAAAACAAGUCUAUUGGGGCCCCAUGCCAGGACAUUUUUUUAAACAUUUUAGAUUCUCUCUGACUGUCUAGUUUUUUAUUUUGGUGAUUGUUAGUUCUCAAAGAUGAUCUUAUUUAAAAAGAUAUCGCUCUGUUUAUCUUUUCUACAUACUUUUUAUCUGGUUUUAGUCGUUUUAAGUUUUGAUGUGGCGGCCCGCCGCUGCAAAAUGAAUAUAGGGGAAGCACUGGCAUGUUCAGCUUUUGUUUGCCAAAUCAGACUGUGAUUCAAUACUGGUUUCUGUUGUGAUCAGUCAUCGGUUUUGUUCACCUGUGAUAUCAUCAUGUUACACAUAUCAUCAUGAUGCUGUUACUAAUUGUCUGUGUCAAAUAAAUAUUCUCCUCAAAUGAU